CCAAAAGUGUUUGUCUAACUCGUUCAUCAGUUAACCAAAGCUGAUGUGCGUCCACCGAUAUUUCUUUAUAAAAACAGGUCUUCAGGUGUUCGGCAUCACAGAACGCCCCAAAGAUUUGAAAUUGAAUUUCUGCUUGAAAGGAAAAAUGCUGGAGAAAAUAAAAUGUUACCUACUCUUGGCUCUUUUUGCAUGUCUGGACUGUUUUUCUGCAAAUAACCAGUGCGGAUUGAGUAGCAUGGGAGAUGAUUGUCGAGUGAUUGAAUUCAAAGAAGGAACAAAAAAUAAGAUCUUACCAAAUCACGUCAUUAGGGGAGAUCAUCUGCCAGACAAGAAUGUUUGUGAAUUGAGAUGCUAUCUUGAACCAAACUGCGUUUCCUACAACUAUGGUCCACUGUCAGAUGGAACAUUCACAUGUGAACUGAAUGACAGGACCCACUUACAAGUCCCCGACUCCCUUGAAGACAAAAGCGGAUUUUUAUACACAGAAAUUUUUAAUCCUUGUGAGAGCAUUCCAUGUGCCAAUCACGCCACAUGUCAAGCGGGGUUUGGUAACCAUGGAUACCGCUGUAUUUGUCCUGCUGGAUAUCGAGGAGUUCAGUGUAAAAAAGAUAUCGAUGAGUGUAACGAUGAAAGCCAUGACUGUCACUUUGCGGCCGAUUGUACAAACACCGCUGGAUCAUUCGACUGCAGCUGUCAGUCUGGACACCUUGGAGAUGGACGGCACUUUUGCUCAGAUAACUGGAAAAAGGUCAACCUCGAUCCUGUCUGUUUUGGGACAAAAAAUGACGACCACGGAACUUUUGAUAUCCAAGAAGCCGGUCAAAUCUACACAUUUAAACUUGUCCAUACAAGUGGCUCCGUGACAUGCCUCACUUCAAAAACAUCAACAAAGUGGGGAUGCUCAUUGCCAAUUUACGGAAAUCACAACCUAAUGACGGUGAUAACUUACAGCAACAAAACAGUUCUUCCGCUUGCUGAGUUCUUGAAAGGCAGCGACAGUACAUACUAUACUUACCAACUUGAUGGUGCCGAUUUCAACUCCGCAACACUAGUGUUUAAGCUCCUACCCACCCCACUGGUUGUAUUGGUUGGGCAGCAGUUUCAGUUAUGGUAUGCGCAUGACUUGGUCAAUUAUACUGAGAAUAAUAACGAUGGUAAGACAUGCGCGGACGUUUAUGCUCUGUACCAUUGACACGGUUAAACUGUUGCGGCAACUACAGAUGACUUCGGUCGUACGUCGGCACUUUGCUGAAUCCCACCGGCAAACAAUCGGAGAGCGGGUGGUAUUUAGUUCAUAAAGAAGGCACGGUAGAUGUGAUAUGGCUUCAAUCACCAGGUCCUUCAUGAAUGGUCCGUUCAGUUGGCACGAUAAGUAAGCUGAUUGGUUACCUGGUCCCUAUAGUGACAAAUUAAGCAAGCUUCGACAUCGAUAUGGAAA
Molecule: messenger RNA, 1438 nt
Organism: Pocillopora verrucosa
Lineage: Eukaryota; Metazoa; Cnidaria; Anthozoa; Scleractinia; Pocilloporidae
Source: RefSeq, a predicted model, not a curated record